Grammomys surdaster is the source of this 2550-nucleotide messenger RNA. RefSeq names its product vomeronasal type-2 receptor 116-like. The record is from RefSeq and is a predicted model, not a curated record. The transcript is spliced from 6 exons. Gene Ontology annotation, biological process: G protein-coupled receptor signaling pathway. Gene Ontology annotation, cellular component: membrane. Bases 1 to 2550 code for a protein of 849 amino acids. NCBI's taxonomy places the organism in Eukaryota, Metazoa, Chordata, Mammalia, Rodentia, Muridae. Gene Ontology annotation, molecular function: G protein-coupled receptor activity.
AUGAAGAAGCUGUGUGGUUUCACUAUUUCCUCUUUGCUCCUGAAGUUUUCUCUCAUCUUGUGCUGUUUAACUGAACACAGUUGCUUUUGGAGGAUAAAGAAUAGUGAAGAUAAUUAUGGAGAUUUGAGAAGUGACUGUGGUUUUAUGCUUUUGGCAAUGGAGGAAGCUAUUGAAGACAAUUAUUAUAGUCAAAUUUUUGAUUUUAGAAUACCAGCAAGAAAAUAUGAGUUUUUUCUGGUUAUGUUUUUUGCUACUGAGGAGAUCAACAACAAUCCUUAUCUUUUACCCAACAUGUCUUUGAUGGUCUCAAUCGUUUUUGGCCAAUGUGAAGAUACAUUGGGAAUUCUGGAUGAAGUAUAUUUACAACAAAACAAUAGUUUGAAUUUUAUUAAUUAUAUCUGUGGAUUAGAGCCAAGGUGUGAUGUCGACCUUACAGGACCAUCAUGGAAAACAUCCUUAAAACUAGCAAUUUAUUCUAGGACACCAAAGGUUUUCUUUGGACCAUUUAAUCCUAACCUAAGUGACCAUGACCAGUUGCCCUAUGUCCAUCAGAUAGCCACCAAGGACACAUGUUUGUCCCAUGGCAUGGUCUCCUUGAUGCUUCAUUUUAGUUGGACUUGGAUAGGACUGGUCAUCUCAGAUGAUGACCAGGGUAUUCAGUUUCUCUCAGACAUGAGAGAAGAAAUGCAAAGGCAUGGGAUCUGUUUAGCUUUUGUGAAUGUGAUCCCAGAAACCAUGCAAAUAUACAUGACAAGGGCUAAGAUAUAUGAUAAACAGAUUAUGACAUCAACAGCAAGGGUUGUUAUCAUUUAUGGUGAAAUGAACUCUACUUUAGAAGUCAGCUUUAGAAGAUGGGCAUAUUUAGGUGCACAGAGAAUCUGGAUCACAACCUCACAAUGGGAUGUCACCACAAAUAAAAAAGAUUUCAGCCUUGAUUUCUUUCAUGGAACUGUCACUUUUGCACACCACAAAGGUGAGAUUGCUAAAUUUAGGAAUUUUUUGCAAACAAUGAACACUGACAAAUACCCAGCAGCCAUUUCUGACUCUGUCCUGGGGUGGAAUUAUUUUAAUUGUUCAAUCUCUAAGAACAGCAAUAAAAUGGAUACUUUUACUUUCAUCAACACAUUAGAAUGGACAACACUGCACAAAUAUGAUAGGGUCCUGAGUGAUGAAGGUUACAAUUUGUAUAAUGCGAUUUAUGCUGUGGCCCACACCUACCAUGAACUCAUUCUUCAACAAGUAGAGUCUCAGAAAAUUGCAGGAUUCAAGGGAGUAUUCGUUGACUGUCAACAGGUCGCUUCCUUGCUAAAGACCAGGGUAUUUACUAACCCUGUUGGAGAACUUGUGAACAUGAAUCGCAGGGAAAAUCAGUGUGCAGAGUAUGAUAUUUUCAACAUUUGGAAUUUUCCACAAGGCCUUGGAAUAAAAGUGAAAAUAGGAAGCUAUUUUCCUUGUUUCCCACAGAGUCAACAACUUCACAUAUAUGAAGACUUGGAGUGGGCCACAGGAGGAACAUCAGUUCCCACCUCCAUGUGUAGUGUGGCAUGCACUGCUGGAUUCAGGAAAAUUUAUCAGAAACAAAGAGCAGACUGCUGCUUUGAUUGUGCCCAUUGCCCAGAAAAUGAAGUUUCCAAUGAGACAGCAGAUAUGGAGCAGUGUGUAAGGUGUCCAGAUGAUAAGUAUGCCAACUUACAGCAAACCCACUGCCUGCAAAGAGAUAUAUCAUUUCUGGCUUAUGAAGAUCCAGUGGGGAUGGCUCUAGCCUGCAUGGCCCUGUGCUUCUCUGCCCUCACGAUUCUAGUACUCUUCACUUUUGUGAAGUACAAGGAUACUCCCAUUGUGAAGGCCAAUAACUGCAUUCUCAGUUACAUCCUCCUCAUUUUUCUCAUCUUGUGCUUUCUCUGCUCAUUGCUCUUCAUUGGACAUCCCAAUCAGGCCACCUGCAUCCUGCAGCAGACCACAUUUGGAAUAUUUUUCACAGGGGCUAUUUCUACAGUGUUGGCCAAAACUAUAACUGUGGUCAUGGCUUUCAAGCUCACUAUUCCAGGAAAUAGGAUGAGAGGGAUGCUGGCAUCAGGGGCACCUAACUUGGUCAUUCCAAUUUGUAUCCUAGUCCAACUUGUUCUCUGUGGAACCUGGUUGGUAACAUCUCCUCCCUUCAUUGACAGAGAUAUACAGUCUGAACAUGGGAAAGCCAUCAUUAUUUGCAACAAAGGCUCUGUCAUUGCUUUCCACUUUGUCCUGGGAUACUUGGGCUCCUUGGCUCUGGGGAGCUUCACUGUGGCUUUCUUGGCUAGGAACCUUCCUGACAGAUUCAAUGAAGCCAAGUUCCUAACUUUCAGCAUGUUGGUGUUCUGUAGUGUCUGGAUCACCUUCCUCCCUGUCUAUCACAGCACUAGGGGGAAGAUCAUGUUAGUUGUGGAGGUCUUCUCCAUCUUGGCUUCUAGUGCAGGGUUGCUAGGGUGUAUAUUUGUCCCAAAAUGUUAUGUUAUUUUAGUUAAACCAGAUUCAAAUUUUCUUCAGAAGUACAAAGCUAAAUUUCGUUAUUGA